AUGCAAGGCGAUCGCGCAAUGUCGGGGAAGUUCGUUCAGGUUACGGAGGAAGUGGAAGAAUUUCUCUAUGGCUCUGGUGAGAUUCUAUUGAACGGAACAAGCACGCGCAGACCCAAUUUCGGAAUGGCGACGAACUAUGACCUUUUUGAACCGGAGUAUACUCAGCCUAACGUUACUGUUCAGGACCUCACGGAAUUGGGAAUUGUUCACGACUGA
Molecule: messenger RNA, 216 nt
Organism: Penicillium antarcticum
Lineage: Eukaryota; Fungi; Ascomycota; Eurotiomycetes; Eurotiales; Aspergillaceae
Exons: 1
Coding region: 1-216 (71 amino acids)
Source: RefSeq, a predicted model, not a curated record